GAGAGAGAGAGACAGAGAGGAGGAGUGGGGGGGCGUGUCCCAGCCGUUACAGCACCCUCCUGUUUGUCCCGCAUUCAGCAGAGAGAGCAGCCUGUCCUCAUGCAAGGACGCCCCUCUCCUCUCCGGAGCAGCGCGCGGGGCUGAGCUCAAUCUGCCCGGGAGAGAGAGAUGAUGUCCCGGCAGGCAGACCGGGAACAGAUGACUGGGAAAAUAUGAAUGGAUUUAUUUUUUUGAGGACGACUCUGACUUUCCUACAAAGCGUUACAAGGUUAUGUUUUUUUGACUGAGCGUGUUUAAGGCGACGAGAGCGCAGAGGCUUUGCUUCUGGGUGCAUGUUUUGCUUCAGUUUUUUCCCAAAUGAAGUUUUAACUCAACUUUAAAUGUAGCGAGAAAAUAUAAGGACUACUUUCUUUAACUUUGUGAGUUUCCACAAACAGACUGAGGUUGCAGAAACUUUUUUCUCUCGUUGAGAUGGAGCCGGAGGAGGGGAAGAUCUCUGUGUGGGUCUGCCGGGAGGAGAAGCUUGUCUCUGGGCUGACGAAGCGAACCACCUGCGCCGACGUGGUCAAAGUCCUGCUGGAGGAUCAGAACCUGCAGCAGGGCGCCUCGGCGGCGAUGCUGUCCGGCUCCCCGCAGUCCUACUGCGUGGUGGAGAAGUGGAGAGGCUUCGAGAGGAUUUUGCCCAACAAGACCAAAAUCCUCAGGCUGUGGAGCGCCUGGGGGGACGAGCAGGAGAAUGUCCGCUUCGUCCUGGUGAAGAACGAGGCUUCGCUGCCAAACAACGGGCCCCGCAGCGCCGAGGCCCGGGUGGUCCAGAGCAAGGAGAGCGGCGGCCCGGGCGGAGUGCUGAAGGGCACUGCCAGGACUUGCUGGACCGCCGCUGCCGCUGCAGCCAAUUUGUCCCAGGAGAAACAGAGGCGCAUAGUCAGGAAGGCUUUCAGGAAGUUGGAUAAGAUGAACAAAAAGAAAGAGCAGGCUGUUUCUAAAGAUAAGGGCUCCGUGGAGAAGAUGGAGACGCUGGUUCACUUGGUGAUCUCCCAGGACCACACGAUCCGCCAGCAGAUCCAGAGGAUCAAGGAGCUGGACCGGGAGAUCGAGCGGUACGAAGCCAAAGUGCACUUCGACCGCAUCAAGAGACACGGGGUGAACUAUGUGCAGGACACAUACAUGGUGGACUCCUCCACGGAGGCUCCCGCAUCUUCGGACUGUAAGCGCAAAGCAGAGCGGCAGGACGCGCGGUGCACAGCGGAGGCGGUGGCGCAGUUCGAGGAGUACGCGCGCCAGUGUGAGGAGGUGGUGCGGCUGCAGGAGGAGCUGACGGAGCGCGAGGCGCUCGUGGAAAGCAUCACGGGGGAGAUCCAGGAGGAGCUCAACCGGCGGUGGAUGAAGCGGCGGCGGGAGGGGAGGGAGGAGAGAGGAGCGGAGGCGGCGAAGGACACAGACAGCCUCGCGGAGGAGAUGUGCCUGGCAGCGUCUGACGCUCCAGCUGUGGAACCAGAUGUGGAGAGUUUGUCUGAGAACGAGUGCGCGCUGGAGGAGAUGAGGAUCAAAACGCAGUUGGACACCAGUCUGUACAUCGGCCUGCGGCUGAAGACAGACCUUGACGCCAUCAGGGGGGACUUGGACCUGAGUCUGGCACUCUGGGAGACCAGGGAGAGUGAACUGCUGGACCUACUGGCCAAAGUCGAGACCAUGGAGCUAGAGCAGGUGAACAGCACACUGGCUGAUGAUGGGAAGGCAGAGCUGGGCGCAGUGAGCGCUGAGGCUGAGCCGGAGUCAGCAGAGAAGAGCAGCGUUUGGGUGGAGCAGGCCAGAGGUCUGUCCAAGGCCUGCAACACAAACGAUGAAGACUCGGACACAGGUCUGAGCUCCAUGCACAGCCAGGACUCGGAUAACCCACCUGUGUGCGAGUCCCUCGUAUAGACUCACUUUGUUUGGAAGCAUGUUGGACUUUUAUGCAUUUCAAAGCCACAAACUCAGGGGCAGAGAAUCAGUGUUGGCAAUACUGGGGUCGAGUCUUCCCUCCCCAUAAUGCACCUCAGUCUGGACACUGUAAUUCUAUAGCAAUAAUUCCUAUAUGUAGUUGCACAAUAAGCUAGGAGGGACAGCAUGCUUAGAGAGGUUUGAUAGGCCAUGCUGCUCCAUAGCUGACCUUUGACUUCCAUGAGAGUCAAAAAAAGUACCACUUAUUAAGAGAACUAGCCUAGAGGAGUAUUAUAAUAAGCCACUUGUAAUCUGUAGUCUUCAGCAAGAAACUAACUUUAAGGUAAACAUGAUCACAGGUUUACAAAGAGUUAAUCACAGCUUGCUUUUGUCAGGAUACAGUCUGACUUUUUGCUGAGGCGACUGAGAGGUAAGGUAGAGUGUUGUACUCUGUAAGUGUGCCUAAUGGACACAAACAGACAGGUUUCCUUUAAAAGGUCAUCAUCAAGUGUACCGUAAUGCACAGUAAACAUUAAACCUACAGUCCGGUCAGCGUGCUAUGGAAGCUCUUUCAGUCAAACAAAUGCAUGAUCAACCUGGGUUCAGCGUCACCUCAGCCUCUUCAAAAUAAGACGGAAAUUUAAAGUAAAUUGUAGCCGGUUAAAAGUGACUUCUUGUCUUGUCUGUAUUUGGAAAAAAUGAACACUGCACAACUUGUGGACUGAAGCUGAAACACUCACUUUCUGCUGGCUAAGCAGAGUAGAUCUUUUGAUAUUGUCCUGUAAUAGUGUCAGUCUUUUAAGCACAAAACGUCCUAUUUAUUUAACAAUAUGUCCUGUACUGGUCAACUUUCAGGUUGGAUUUAAAAUGCAAUAUCUGAUUCCUAAUUUUUAUUAUUAUUUUUUUGGGCAUAGUAGCUCUUUUGUGGCUGUUUCAUUGUGCCCCUUUAAAACAAGACAAAGUCAAAAGCUGUGUGCAUUUCAGGCAAGCAGAGGGUGAUUUUUUGCUCAGAUUCUUUACUCUGAAGAAUUAAAGAACCCCGAAGAGAACAAAAAAACAACAAAAAAAAAAAAAAAAUAGAGAAUAGUUGAAAUUUAAGCAGCACAGACAGAGAUAUUCUGAUUUUUAGUUACUAGUUUGGGUCAAACUCCAAAAAAACAAAUGUUAGAUUUCUUGCCAACUGUUCUGGUGGUGGCUUGCUUUCCCCGAAAAUCAACUUUAACAGAUAUGAAAAGAUUCACGUUUACAUCGUGCUUCAAGUCAAGGAAUUAUUUCCUCUAUCGAAGGAACGUUUCAUCAGAGGGUGCAAGUUAUGGUGCGAGUAAAAACGAACAUAACAGGACUACAAAUUCGAGCCUACACAUUAGAUCUACAUUAAUACUGUAUGAAAAGCCAGCAAGGUGAAAAACACAUUAUAUUAGAAUUUAUGUUUUCAGCUUCCUUGGCUUUUCAUAUUUAACUAACUUGAUGCAGUUAUUCUCAUGUCCAGUGUAACAAAAAAUGUAACAUUUAUUUAAAACAUGCCCUUUCAUGUAAGUCUUUACAUUGUUGCCAGGCCUGUGCAUUUUUAAGCUCCCGUUUUGAAUGGUGUCAUAUUAUUAAAUAGCUGUUCGUAGUGGUUAUCAGCAGAGGUGAGGACUCGAGGCACAAUUUGAUGCCUUUAGGCUUCACUUUUACAAAAUCAAACAAGACUUGCAAUUGACUUGGAUGUUACGUAUGACUUGUAACUUGACAUGGACUUGAAUCUUUUGACUUGAAAAUACUUGAUACCUGUAACUGUAAAAUGUCAUUACUCUGUUGUGAAAAUGGUAUUAGACUUGU
Molecule: messenger RNA, 3744 nt
Organism: Plectropomus leopardus (leopard coralgrouper)
Lineage: Eukaryota; Metazoa; Chordata; Actinopteri; Perciformes; Serranidae
Gene: rassf10a
Product: Ras association domain family member 10a
Biological process (GO): signal transduction
Source: RefSeq, a predicted model, not a curated record